GGAUUCGGGUUUUAAAAAACGCCGGCGGUGAAGUGGGCGGAGCGAUCGAUUUGAACACCAGCGGCGCCGACUGCGGCCAAGCACCGGCUCCUGUGAGGCUCGCGGCCCAGCGCUCUCUGGGCUCCCCAGAAGCCAGCCUUUCGCCCCCGGACCCGGCCGCCCGAGCAGGAGCCGUGGGGCCGGGCGCCGGCACCCUCCGCGGCGUGUCAUGGGCCCGCGCCGCCGGAGCCGCAAGCCCGAGGCCCCGAGGAGGCGCAGCCCGAGCCCGACCCCCGGCCCCUCCCGGCGGGGCCCCUCCUUAGGCCCUUCCUCCCGUCAACCUGGUCGGCGGAGACAAGCUUGGCUAAAGGAGAUCCGAAAGCUUCAGAAGAGCACACACCUCUUGAUAAGGAAGUACCCCUUCAGCCGCCUGGCAAGAGAAAUAUGUGUUAAAUUCACUCGUGGUGUGGACUUCAAUUGGCAAGCCCAGGCCCUAUUGGCCCUACAAGAGGCAGCAGAAGCAUUUCUAGUUCAUCUCUUUGAAGAUGCCUAUCUCCUCACCUUACAUGCCGGCCGAGUUACUCUCUUCCCAAAGGAUGUGCAACUGGCCCGGAGGAUCCGGGGCAUUGAGGAGGGACUUGGCUGAGCUCCUGCGCCCAGUGUUUCUGUCAGUCUUUCCUGCUCAGCCAGGGGGUAAGCGCACCCGCUUUCUCAUGACU
Messenger RNA from Mandrillus leucophaeus (drill), 698 nucleotides. It is a transcript of the gene CENPA, whose product is annotated as centromere protein A. NCBI's taxonomy places the organism in Eukaryota, Metazoa, Chordata, Mammalia, Primates, Cercopithecidae. Gene Ontology annotation, cellular component: nucleosome. Bases 209 to 625 code for a protein of 138 amino acids. Gene Ontology annotation, molecular function: DNA binding; structural constituent of chromatin; protein heterodimerization activity. The record is from RefSeq and is a predicted model, not a curated record. The transcript is spliced from 4 exons.